UAAUUUCAGGCUCUACGGUUAAAAAGUUAGUCGUUGGAUGUAACUUGUACUCUCCUGAUAGAAGUUAAAUCCUUUUAACCCUACAUCUUUUACUGCGCCAUUCACAUUCACAUCCACCUCCAUUCUUUGCUGUGGAAACUCAGAGAUGGAACUGGGCAAUGCAGACCAGGAAGAGUUGGAGAAAACAGUUUUUUUUACACCACUAACGCCCUUCAAGUGCAUGCCAGCAGCAACAGAAUUUAACUCUGGCUUGAACAAUUUUUGGUCCACAAAUAGUUCAUAUAACAGCCAAAAAAAGGAUGAGGAGGUUUCUGGUGUUAUCGGAGGGAGGAGCGAGUUUCUAAGUCGACAUUUGGAUGGUGGUUCUAAAUCUGCGACGAUGGCUCCUUCAACUCCUAUGACGAAGGGUGACAACCCACGGAAGAAACAAUGUGGUAGCGUAGACAUGAAUGAAAGACCACUGAAGAAACCAAGAAUGAGAAAACAUACACCCAAAAUCUUUGAUGAAAGUAAGCCCAAAAAAACUCCAAAGCCUAAGAUAAGGCCUUCAAUUCCAAAAUCAGGUAAAUCUAAGGCAAGUGCCAAGACAAAGAAGAAAAUAGAAAAGGACUGCGACAAAGUUUCAGAUGAUUUAUCAGGAGAUGCUUAUAUGCAAACACCUAAUAGUAAGAUUCCAGAAACUAUUCCCGGAUCUCUGGUCCUACAGGUUUCAACUCCUCAACUAGAAAUUCUUGAGCAUGCUAUCCCAGCAAUAAGUCCACCUGAUCUUGAGCACGAUAUUCUUACAGAUCUUGGACAUGUUUUGAAGUCAUGUAAACGAUCUCUCCCUUUCAACUUGGAAAAUGAGGAUGAUGUUUUAUCCAUAGGAGCAGCAGAAGUGAUUAGAAACCAUGUAACUCAAAGUUACAACAAAUUCUUGACAAAUCCAUUGGACGGUUUUAAUGAGCAGGCAGUUGAUACAAAUUGCUCCAUUGGCUUAGAAGAUAAUUUAGAGGCAGAGUCCCAACCCAACCAAGGAAAUGAUCCUAGUAUCUACCAGGAUGACCAGAGAGCCUGUCAGCAUCAUUUUCUGAAAGUUUAUGUAAGGAGGAAAACUCAAAUAGAUUUGAUGCCCUUGGCAGGAAAUGAAGCUCACGUCUACCAGAACAAUCAUGGAACAAUCAGCCCAAGUAGUUGUCGGGAUCAUUCUGUGAAAGUUUAUAAAAGGAGGACAAAAGGAAACAUCGGUGCCAUGCCUUUGGCAGGAAAUGAAAGGACCUCCCAGAAUGACCAUAAAUCCCAAGAAAAAGGUGGUUCUCGGCUUGAUUUUCUGGAAAAUUACAGGACAUCAAAUAACAUCGGUACUGCUGAUUAUGCAGACAAAGGCUGGAAUGCAUUGGGUACUAAUACAAAGAGCAAAGUGACUUCAAAGAGCUCUUUUACAAUUUGCAAGAGGGUUACCAGGAGAGAUUUUGAAAUUGUCAAUGGUGCUAAACAUACAUGUUUUUCAAGUAUGAAAUCGGGCCAGAAAGGAAAAUUUAAAUCACAUUUUGUUGUAAAGGUCCUACCUAACAAAAAUCAAAUUGCAGCUGCAAUGGCUGAUCCAGAAUCUUUUGAGUGUGUGUUCAGCUUGUCCCCUAUGGUUAAGUCUCGGAGGAGGAGAUUAAUCCAUCCUAAGAGGACCAAGUCUGCUCACAGGGAAGAAAAUACAGAACUAGAACCAUUAACUUUGUCUGCUCGCAGGGAAGAAAAUACAGAACUAGGACCAAGUCUGCCCAUGAACGCCUUGACUUUGUCUCCACUAGUCACGUCCAAAAGAAAGAGAUCUAAGAAUUGCAAAAGAUCAACUGCUAUUCUAGAUCCUCUCUGCCUUAAGUCAAAUAUAAGUGCAAUCAAUGGAUUUGAAUCUUUUGUAGAUAAGUGGUCUCAAAUAAGUGCUUGCAAUGAAAUUCAGGAAUGCUCGCAACAUGAAGGUUUGUGGCCCCAAACAGAUAAAUCAGCUUGUGAUGAUAUUGAAGAGUGCCCCCAACAUGAAGAUUUAUUGCCUAGAACAACUAAAUCAACUUGCAGUGAAAUUCAGGAAUACACACAACAUGAGAAUCUGCGGCCUAAAACAAAGCGUUCAACAAAGAUAACCACAGUUGCAGGACUUAUUCGGAUUUUUAAAAAAAUAAAAAUUUGUGAUACGAGAACUUAUAAAAAGAAAACAACAACCCAUAAGAAAAUAACCAGCAACAAUGAUGGCCAGCUUGUCUUGCGGAAUCCUGAUGGUUCAAUGAUUGUUCAAAAGCACAAAGCCAAAGAACUGCCCAAGGUUGAUCUUGAUAAGGAGUCAGAGCGAGUGUGGGAACAACUCAUAGAAAAUGGUGGAAUUGAUGAGGACCCGGAUGAAAAGAAGAAUAUAUGGUGGAAGGAGCAAAGAGAAGUAUUUAAAGGAAGGGCAGCCUCAUUCAUUGCCCGCAUGCGUCUUGUCUUAGGGAAAAGGACUUUUUCCCCAUGGAAAGGGUCAGUGGUAGACUCUGUGGUUGGCGUUUACCUAACACAAAACGUGUCAGAUUAUCUUUCGAGCAAUGCCUUCAUGCUUCUUGCUUCAGCGUUCCCACUUCAAAAUAGUCAAGAAAUGACUACACAACAAGAACAAGCUCUAGCGAUUACACAUGUACUGCCAGAUUCAGAUGAAAUUUUUGUUAAUACAUAUGAAUCAUCUUCUAGAAAUACAUCAGAAUGUAUGCAAGAAGAAAUUAUUGGAAAUGAAAGUACAUGUGGAAGUCAGUCUUCAGCCAAUUCUGGCCCAGAAGUGAUAACCUUUGCUAAGAGUUGCGAUUUAGUAAAUGAAACAGGUAAUUUACCCGACGAGAUGUCGAGAGAGAAAAAUAAAUUGCCAAAAAGAGAAAUUGAUUGGGAUAGAUUGAGGAAAGCCUAUUCUACUGGAACAUAUACUGGUUCCACCGAAAGUAAUAGGGAUUCUGUUAAUUGGGAAGCUGUUAGACAUGCUGAUGUUAAAAUGAUUUUUGAACCAAUAAAAUGUCGAGGACAGGGUAAUGUUCUUGCUGCAAAAAUUAAGAAUUUUCUUAAUCAAUCGUUUGAACAUCAUGGAAGCGUUGACCUUGAGUGGUUAAGAGAUGUCCCGAAGGAGGAUGUGAAAGAAUAUUUGUUGAGUAUUCCUGGGCUUGGGCCGAAGAGCACGGAUUGCAUUAGACUUUUGUCACUUCGACAUCAUUCCUUUCCUGUUGACAUAAAUGUUGCUCGGAUAGUAGUACGUCUAGGAUGGGUCCCUUUGCAACCAUUACCUGAUGGGCUCCAAAUGCAUCUUUUGGAAAAGUUCCCCCUGGAGAGUUCCAUACAAAAGUACCUUUGGCCACGUCUAUGCGAACUUGAUAUGUCAACACUAUAUGAAUUGCAUUAUCACAUGAUCACAUUCGGAAAGGUCUUCUGUACAAAGAAAAAGCCAAACUGUGAUGCCUGCCCAAUGAGAGCCGAAUGCAGGCACUUUGCUAGUGCAUUUGCAAGUACUAGGCUUCGCCUCCCAGGAUCACAACAGAAAGGAGAGGCUGACUCUAAGCAACCUGAUAGAGUUGAUGACGUCCCAAACAUGUGUGUGUCGUUACCAAAUUUGCCCCAUUCUAGCGAAAGCUUCUCGCAGUCCAGCUUCCAGACUCAACAGUGUGAGCCUAUCAUAGAAAUGCCAGAAUCUCCAGAGCACAGACCUCUAGAAUUACAGGAACAAGACAUUGAAGACUUCUCUUAUGAGGCGGAGCAUGAGCAGGAGAUUCCUACCAUCAAACUCAACACUAAAGCGUUUGGAGAAAAUAUUUUGAACUUCAUUGACAAGUCCAAUAAAGACUUCAAAGAAAUUGUGUUGAGCUUUGUUGAUGAGAUCAGUAAAUUGCAUAGUGAUGAAGAAGUGUCCAAAGCCUUGGUUCUUUUGAAUCCAAAAUCUGCUGCACAUCCUGCUCGUAAACUGAAGACGGAGACCCGACUUAGGACUGAGCACUUAGUGUAUGAGCUUCCAGAUGAUCAUCCUCUUUUGAGUGGGUUUGAGAAACGGGAGCCUGAUGACGAUUGCCCUUACCUUCUUGCCAUCAGCCAAACAGAGAACUGCUCGGACAGUACAAAUUACUCCCCAAAUGAUCAAAUAAUCUAUGGCACGAUUUUGAUUCCGUGUCGAACGGCAAAUAGGGGAAGCUUUCCACUGAAUGGGACUUAUUUCCAGAUCAACGAGGUUUUCGCUGAUCAUGAGUCGAGCCUAAAUCCAAUUCCUGUUGCAAGGGCCUCCAUAUGGAAUUUGAGUGUGACAACUUUAUAUUGCGGAACUUCAGUUUCGUCCAUUGUUAAAGGCUUGUCAACAAAGGACAUUCAGAAUUGUUUCUGGAAAGGUUUCAUGGUGGUAAGGGGAUAUGACAGAAAACAGAGGGCUCCCAGACCCCUUCAUGUUCGAUUUCAUACAAAAGGAAAUAUAGUAAACUUUGAUGAUGAUAAUUAGUGCCAGAAUUGCCAUCGAUGCAAAAUUCAUCAUAGUUGUUCAUAAUUUUUUCAUUCUUUAACUAAUUAGAUUACAAGACAGGGUUUUCUUGUUGUAAUUGUUCGAAUCAUUGUUCAUUUGGUUAAUAGUCUAAUUUCAUGAAUGA
Molecule: messenger RNA, 4607 nt
Organism: Solanum tuberosum (potato)
Lineage: Eukaryota; Viridiplantae; Streptophyta; Magnoliopsida; Solanales; Solanaceae
Product: transcriptional activator DEMETER-like
Exons: 21
Coding region: 146-4462 (1438 amino acids)
Biological process (GO): base-excision repair; chromosomal 5-methylcytosine DNA demethylation pathway
Molecular function (GO): 4 iron, 4 sulfur cluster binding; DNA N-glycosylase activity; DNA demethylase activity
Source: RefSeq, a predicted model, not a curated record